Messenger RNA from Trichomonas vaginalis G3, 792 nucleotides. RefSeq lists its product as uncharacterized. The record is from RefSeq and is a predicted model, not a curated record. The coding region runs from base 1 to 792 and encodes 263 amino acids. NCBI's taxonomy places the organism in Eukaryota, Parabasalia, Trichomonadida, Trichomonadidae. The transcript has a single exon.
AUGGCAGAUUUCAAUUUGACGUGUCAAAAUCACUUGAUGAUAGGGAUGAUUUCAUUUCUUCUAUUUUCAUUUUCUUUGUCCGCAGGACAUGGUCGCGUUAAACAUGGCCGUAGUGAAGACGAUUUACCUCCUCCCCCAAUAGCCGAAAAACCCGAAUCUAACUUUGGAAAACAAGCUCCACGCAAUUUACGUAAGAAAGGACGCGCCGAAGACGAUGUUGUCAUUAAACAAGAACCCCCGAAGCCUACAGAGAAAAUCGAUCUAUUUGGUUCAAAUCAAGAUUUAUCAGAUGAAGCUUUUAUGAGUAAAAUCAGGACUCCACCUCCUAAAUACGAUCCAGUACUCCAUGUUGUCAUCCCCUCCCAAAUUCCAGAAACAGGAGCCGAAAUACAAAUCCGAGUUUCCCUUGCAGAGCCAGGAAUGUGCUACUGCAUGAUCGGUGACCAAGUGUUUAGUGGUACUCUUGACGCAGAAGGCAUGGCAAAAUUCAAAGCUCCAUCACAUAACCCAGGAAGAGUUUCUGUUCAGUUUUCAAAGGAUGGAAUCAACUGGUUUGGCAAUGUUGAACUCGAAUACGUCGCUGUUCCUAGUUCCUCCAAGAAAUACAUCUUCAUUGGAGUCGGAGCUGCAAUUGCAUGCAUAAUUUCAUACGUUUUAUACACAUUCUUGACUGGAAACAAGAAGAAGGCCAGAUACAGUGAUGGUCCAAGCGUUUUCAAGUCCAGAUCUAAAUCUCAAGCUUAUUCACAGUACGACAGAGCUCCAGUACUUCGCAGUGCACAAAUGCUUUAA